AUGGGAGAACCUUUCUGGUACAGUUCAGCUAUGGUCAUCAUCUUCACCUUCCUUGUCAAGCUCUCCAUAUCCAAGAUUACACAAAAACACAAGAAGAACCUACCCCCAAGCCCACCAUCUCUUCCCAUUAUUGGCCAUAUCCAUCUUCUAAAACAACCAAUGCACCGAACCCUCCAAGAUCUUUCUCAAAACUUGGGCAAAAUUCUCCGUUGUGGUUCACGCAAAGUCCUGUUGGUCUCUUCGGCUUUGGCGGCAGAAGAGUGUUUGACGAAGCAUGACAUCAUCUUCGCCAAUCGGCCACGGUUUCUUGCCAGAAAACAAUUCCACUACAACUACACAACAGUUUCUCUAGCCCCCUAUGGCGACCUCUGGCGCAACCUCCGCCGUAUUAUGACUCUUGAGAUCUUCUCCUCCUCUCGCCUUGCCUUGUUCUCAAUUGUCAGACAAGGAGAAGUUGGUUUAUUACUGGAUGAGAUAAUGAAGAGUUGUACUUCAAGGGUUGAGCUCAAGUCCAAGUUUGCCGAUCUUUCCUUUAAUGUGAUGACGAUGAUGGUUGUGGGAAAGCGGUGCCAUGGUGAAAAUGUUGCAGAUGUUGAAGAGGCAAAGAAUUUUCAUAACGUUUUUAAGGCCUUCGUGGACUUGUCCGGGGCAGGAACUGCGGCAGACUUUUUGCCAAUUUUACGGUGGGUGGAUAUAUCAGGCUUGGAAAAGAAGAUGGUGAGGUUAAUGGCAAAAAUGGACAAGUUCUUGCAAGGUUUGGUUGACGGGCGCCAUGAAAUUCUAUCUGCUUCAAAUGGUGAACAUGUCAAAAAGUUGAUGAUUGACAACUUAUUGUCGAUGCAAGCAAAAGAGCCUGAGUUGUACACAGAUAUUAUAAUCAAAGGAAUCAUUUUGGUGUUGCUAGUUGCUGGGACUGACACAACAUCAACAAAUCUAGAAGGGGCAAUGGUUCUGUUCCUAAACCAUCCAGAGGCAAUGGAGAAAGUUAGGGCAUUUUUAGCUUCAAAUUUAGGGCUUCCAUUUCGAGAUCUAUUUCGUAUUAGUUAUGGAUUUCUUGUGAUGCCCAUAUACUAUUAUGACUUGCUAAAUAUUUAUAUGCUUAGGUAUUAUCGCAAUGCGCUUCUGUUUUCUGUGGUUUAUAUCAUGUGGGUUUCUGUUGAGUAUUGAUCUACUGGUUUUUUAUCUGCUUUGUUCGGAGAUGUUUGUGCUGAAAAUGUUUAUAAUGAAGUGGAUGCAUUUUGAAUUUGGAAAACAUUAAAAUCUUUCCUUUUGCAUA
This is a messenger RNA of Prunus dulcis (almond), 1276 nucleotides long. RefSeq names its product cytochrome P450 81E8-like. The record is from RefSeq and is a predicted model, not a curated record. The transcript has 3 exons. Gene Ontology annotation, molecular function: oxidoreductase activity, acting on paired donors, with incorporation or reduction of molecular oxygen; iron ion binding; heme binding. The coding region runs from base 1 to 1167 and encodes 388 amino acids. Lineage: Eukaryota; Viridiplantae; Streptophyta; Magnoliopsida; Rosales; Rosaceae.